AUGCUAUUGUUGACAUGGGUGAUCUACCACAUGGCAGCAAGUGAGGAAGUGCAAGAGAGAGUGUAUGAAGAACUGAGAAGUAGAGGGAAUGAUGCAGAGGACUUGCAGCAUUGUUUGUACACUCGACGUGUGCUAGAUGAGUCACUUCGCCUUAGCAUCCUUGCUCCGUUUGCAGCCCGGUAUCAAGAGUUGGAGUGCUUCCUUGGCAACCAUCACAUACCUCGUGGAACUCCCAUCAUUCAUGCUCUUGGGGUUGUUCUUCAUCACCCAACUUUCUGGGCCCAUCCUCACAAAUUUGAUCCUGAUCGCUUCCUGCCUGAGAAUGCCAAAGAAAGACCUUCAUUAGCAUUCUGCCCAUUUGGUUUUGCUGGAAAGAGGAAAUGCCCAGGAUAUCGAGGAAGCCUCCAGGCUGUGGUCUCCCCUCAGCGAGGAGUCAACUUUCAGAGAUUGGACUUGGCUCGUUUUGCGUCAAUCGAGAAUGGAUCCAAUGGUUCUCAGAGAUUUCUUUCAGGAAGGCAGCAGUUUGAAAACUAUGGACUGAGCAUUAACCUCAUCAUUAAUGAGUUGACCACCAUGGGGCGCACUGGUGUGCCCCGGGCUUCACCUUCUGGAAAGUCACCAGGCCGAUAUGGCCAUGGUGGUGUGAUGGUGGUGUUGCGUGGGUGGCGCUAUGUGGCUUUUGUCGCAGGCAUUUUUGGUGGAGUUGGACUAGCAAUCUAUCCGAUCAUUGUGGCUCCGUAUUUGGAUCCAAGCAAGUAUCAAGAUAUUCAGCGUGUCACGAGAGCAGGAAUCAACCAAGAAGAUAUCCAGCCAGGUGGCAUGAAAGUGUGGACUGAUCCAUUUGAACAAUGUGUAGAUGCGUUCACUGCGGGGAUUGGGUUGGUGGAACUAGUGAGCGAGAGGUAUGCCGGUGGAACUAGUGAGCGAGAGGUAUGCCAGCUUGGAGGAGCGACUAGGGGAGCUAUCGGGGAGGCUCAUGGGGAGGAGAUAAGAGGGACCAGGAAGGUGGGGGAGAUUCAGAGGGAUGAUUUAGUGGCAAGGCUAGGUAGGGUGGAGGAGGCACUCCGGGGGUUCCCCAGCCUUCCUGACCUUACUGGGAGGGUGGUCCUGUCGUCGUUUGACAGCACGUCGAGUGCCGACUCACAGGGCGCGGUCAUUGAGACUGAAAACAUGUUUCACGGGUUGAGGGAGGUCAGCUUGGAUGAGGGAUCGGAGGGCACAGUGGGUGCAGGUGAGAUGUCGGCAGGACGAGCUCAGGCCAUGUCGAAGGGGAGAGGGAAAACGCGGGCCCUUGUAAUCGUCGGUGACUCGAACGUCAGGCGUCUUGAGGCAGCGAUGGGAAAUGAUUCAGGAUCUCGGGUUUCUUUCAUUCAGUUCCCUGGUGCUAGGAUCGAACACUUUAGGAAUAAGGUCGGAUCGGUGGUGUGCUCUGAGUCAGCCGAGGAAGUGUCAGUGGUCCUGCACGUUGGGACCAACGAUACUCCCAAGUCUGGCUCUGAACUCAUGGGCAGGCUGAAGCAGGCUAUUGGGGCGUGUCGGGAAGCGAGGUCGGGGGUGCGCGUGACGGUAUGCGCGAUCCCGAGCCGGCUAGACAGGGGAGGAACCACGUGGUCCAGGUCGGAAACCCCUUCCGACCUGGACCACGUGGUUCUUCCCUUGUCUAGCCGGCUUCCCGGACACGACAGGUUGAAGGAGUCAUGUUCCGCGGAGGGGGCAGGCUGCGUUUUGUCCUCACCUCCUAAGUGA
This is a messenger RNA of Darwinula stevensoni, 1746 nucleotides long. The record is from the annotation of a GenBank genome assembly. Lineage: Eukaryota; Metazoa; Arthropoda; Ostracoda; Podocopida; Darwinulidae.